Zingiber officinale is the source of this 1551-nucleotide messenger RNA. RefSeq lists its product as uncharacterized. The transcript is spliced from 2 exons. The record is from RefSeq and is a predicted model, not a curated record. Bases 174 to 1049 code for a protein of 291 amino acids. NCBI's taxonomy places the organism in Eukaryota, Viridiplantae, Streptophyta, Magnoliopsida, Zingiberales, Zingiberaceae. Gene Ontology annotation, molecular function: protein binding.
UUCCGGUCACUUCUCGAGCAUUGCCUAGCGCUUUUAGGCCGUUCGAUGUAGCGAUCCAAUCCGAUCCAUCAAAUUUAAUUCCCUUCGCACGGGAAGCAGAAACGAAGCGUUGCGCUCCAGUUUCGACUGUCUCUUUAUUGCGGCAUUUGCUCGAAUACCUCGCGUUCGAUUCGAUGGAGGAUCUCCAACCGCCGGAGCCACCGUCCAAUGGCGGCGCGGCCGAGCUCAUUGAUGCAGCGGCCGCGCCUUUACCCGGAACCAAGCGGCAGCGUCGCCCUAGCGUGCGCCUUGGGGAGAUUGGCGACCAGCCCGCUGCCAUCCCCUCGGAUCCCCUAAUGCAGCGGCCUAAACAGUGGAAGCUUUCGGCUCCCGGAUAUCACGCCAAGCCCCGUGUUUUCCACCAUAGACUGCCUUCCAAGACCCGUCAGAUUGCUGCCAAACUUGAUUCUCGCGGUGACGACAGGCCGGGCACCCUCCCUCCUCUGCUUCCGACUCUGCCCGACGACGGAGUUCUCUUCUCUGUCGACGAUAGCCUCGACUCGCUCGUGCCGGGAGUAAUUAAGGUCCGCGGUGAUCCGAAGCCGUGGCGGGGUGCAAGGCGGGUUCGAUCAAACUGGGUCUUGAAGGCGGAUGAAGGCAUGGAAGACGCAGAUUUCAAAACUGGUGGCGGAGAGGAUGCUGCAAAUGAUGGGUUUCCGGAGGGGUCUGAUAGCCCGUCUCGCCGGAGGACCAGGGGAAGGGUUAGGGUUUCGGAUAGUAGGGACACUGGUCCUGUUGCGGAAGGGGAAACCCCUUCAGAUAUGGAUGGGGUAGAAUGGAUUGACCCGAACGGGCUUUGCCGUUCUGAAGAGGAUGGCGGAGUGCGGUCAUGGCUCAAGGACCUGGGACUGAGUAGGUAUGCCCCUGUUUUUGAGAUACAUGAAGUGGAUGACGAGGUGCUGCCGUUGCUGACUCUGGACGAUCUGAAAGAGAUGGGCAUUCAAGCUGUAGGCUCGAGGAGGAAGAUGUUCUGUGGCAUCCAGAGGCUAAGGAAGAACAUGGAUUCUUAAAAAAAAAACAAAUUUUGAUGAACUUGGUGAAAAGGCAUGGGAGAAGGAUUGCGUCUUUAAUAUAUAGAUAGUGUAGGUGAUCUCUAACUAACAUUAGUUUUCUUUCAAUCUUUCUUGGGUUCAUAUUGCCUUGUUUUUUUGUAAGCUGUAUACCCUGGACUCUUGUAGAACAAGAAAUUUCUCACAAAAGCUACCUUGAAAUCUGGCCAAGCAAAAGAAAUGAGUGAAUAUGAUAAUUCAAUGUACUACAAGAGGUUCGGGCUCAAGGCAAGGCCAACAAGGUUAAACCCUUCCAAAGGUAUUGCCUCCCAAAAGUGGGCAUUAUAUGGAUUCAAACGUUUGCACAUUGCCAAAAGUGCUCCUAAUCUAACUCGCUUACCACUAAACCAAACAAAUGUAGUCCUUUGGUUCAUUUUGUGUUGGCUACAUGUAUACCUUUCUGAUUAUGAUAUAAAACAUUGUUAUUGAAAUCCUCUUAAUAAGCUUCUAUGCUGCCACAUAG